AUGACUACUGAGUUUAAGACUGGCUUGGCCACGCCUCGGCAGGUUCCCCACACGCCGCCCGACCUUGACAAAAGGGCGUAUGAUUCUUCUGCAGUAGCUGUUUGUGGGAUUGGUCUCCGUCUUCCGGGAGGCAUACGAAACACCCAAGACUACUGGGAGCUUCUCAUCAACGGUCGAGAUGCUCGUGGUCCCAUACCUUCGAGUCGUUAUAAUGUCAAAGGCUUUGAUGGCUCCCUGGGUGGCAGAGGAGCAAUCAAGACGAAUUUUGGGUACUUCUUGGAUGAGGAUCUUUCGGCGUUGGACACAACUUUCUUCUCGAUGACUCGGAAAGAAGUAGAGAGUUGUGACCCCCAGCUGCGUCACCUUCUGGAAGUGGUGAAGGAGUCUCUCGAUGACGCUGGGGAAAUUAACUACAGGGCCCAAACGGUCGGCUGUUAUGUCGGCACAUUUGGCGAUGAUUGGAUGUUGAUUGGUUCCAAAGAGACACAGCAUCAAGAAGGUUAUGGAUAUCUAUCUUUCGGGAAUGAUAUGAUGCUUGCCAACCGUGUGUCAUACGAAUUUGAUUUUAGAGGUCCGAGCUCCGUUGUGAAAACGGGAUGCUCGGCAUCACUUGUGGGCCUACACGAGGCCUGCCGUGCGAUGCAAAACGGUGACGCAACAUCAGCCAUCGUCGCUGGUACUAGCAUCAUACUGACCCCAACCAUUUCGGCAUCCUUCACCUCGGAAGGAAUCUUGUCUCCCGACGCAUCAUGCAAAACUUUUGAUGAAAGGGCAAAUGGAUUUGCACGAGCGGAAGCAAUCUGUGCCAUAUAUGUCAAGCCUCUUGGGGCGGCGCUCCGCGAUGGCAAUCCGAUUCGUGCAAUCAUCAAGGGAACAGGGACAAACUGUGAUGGCAAGAGUGACGGAUUACUGAAACCAAGUGCGAUUACCCAGGAGGCCUUGAUACGAUAUGUCUAUUCUGAGAAUGGGCUGAAUCCAAGUGAUACAGCCUACGUCGAGUGUCAUGGUACCGGCACCUCAACAGGAGACCCGAUCGAGGCCAACACCGUGGGUAAAGUCUUCGGGGCUUCCGGGGUCUACAUUGGCUCCGUAAAGCCCAACGUCGGCCAUGCUGAGGGAGCUUCUGGUUUAAAUAGCCUCAUAAAAUGCGUGCUGGCACUCGAAAACAAAAUCAUUCCACCAAACAUCAAGUUCGAGAAGCCCAACCCCAAGAUACUCUUCCAAGAGAGGAAACUUCAAGUGCCCAUUCAGCCGACUCCCUUCCCUUCUGACAAAUUGGCUCGCAUCAGCAUCAAUUCUUUUGGCAUUGGGGGUUCAAAUGCACAUGUCGUUCUUGACGCCUUUGAGCCAUUUGAACCAGCUACUUUCUCUCCUCAGCAGCGCCGUAUGAACCUUCUUCUCUUGUCGGCAAACACGCCAAAGUCACUAGAAACAAAUGUGGACAAGUACCGCGCCUUCAUUGGGCAAAACGCUGAGAUCCAUACAUCAGACUUCGCUUAUACUCUGGCUCUACGGCGAGAGAAGCUCGCUCAUAGGGCCUUUGCUUUGGUUCAUGAUGGCACCAUCACUAACGUAUCAAGCUCCACGCAUUCAUCUGGAGUGCAGCCUCCCGUAUAUUUGAUAUUCACCGGACAGGGGGCUCAGUGGGCUGGCAUGGCGAAAGAACUCAUAGAGGAGGAUGGACUCUUCAAGAAGGACAUUUGUUUCAUGGAUGCUGUCCUGAGUCAGGCCCUGCACCCUCCAUCGUGGACGAUUCUCGAGGAGAUCAACAGGCCUGCGGGAGAGAGCAGGGUUAACCUGCCAGAAAUUUCUCAACCUUUGUGUACGGCUAUCCAAGUUGCGCUCUUCAACCGUCUCUCCCACAUGGGGAUCCGCCCUACCUGUGUAGCAGGUCACUCUAGUGGCGAGAUUGCGGCUGCGUAUGCUGCUGGUGCCCUCUCAAUGGAAGCUGCCAUUAUCACUGCAUACUAUCGUGGCUAUGCAGCGGCCAAGCUGGCUGCUGACGGGACCAUGGCGGUAGUAGGACUCUCUGCCGCGGAGAUCACGCCUUUUCUUUUAAUGGGUGCUGUUAUCGCAUGUGAAAAUAGCCCGAAGAGCACAACCAUUUCGGGGAAUCGCACAGCAGUCUUCAAAGUCCUCGAAAGGAUCAAGGCUGUAUGGCCGGAGGUUUUCACGAAACCGCUAGGUCUCAGUAUCGCAUAUCACUCUCACCAUAUGCUUGCGAUUGGAGAUGCAUAUGCCGAUCUUUUGCAGCGGGAGUUUCAGAGACUUGAUACGUGGUCGGGUGUUCCUUCAGUACCUUUCUUUUCCAGCGUUACAGGCCAAGCUCUUGAUGAUUCAACCAUACUUGGGCCCGGAUACUGGCUCUCAAAUCUCAUCUUGCCCGUUAGAUUUUCGACAGCCAUAUCUUCACUCUUGCGUACUCUGGGCAGUGGCCUCUUUCUCGAAGUUGGACCUCAUGGCGCUCUCGGUGGCCCAUUGAGACAUAUUUCAAAACAAGAAUCGCAGACGUGCUCCUAUGUCUCUACGUUGACCCGUGGAGAGGAUUCCUUCAAAAGCUUCCUGAUCUCUAUUGGAAAGUUAUACCAAGAAUCUCUCAACGUUAACGUGGCGUCUCUUUAUCCCAACGCAAAAACUCUACCGAAUCUCCCCACGUAUUCGUGGGAUCAUAGCAAAUCUCUCUGGUACGAGAGCAGAGUCGCCAAAGACUGGCGAUUCAGGAAAUACCCUCACCAUCCUCUUCUGGGUAUUCGUACUCCGGAGACGUCUGGGGUCCACCCACAAUGGCGAAAUGUUUUGUAUCUGGGAGAUGUGCCUUGGCUCGUUGACCAUAAGAUUCGGCAGGACAUCGUAUUCCCCAUGGCCGGGUAUAUAUGCAUGGCCGGAGAAGCAGCACGACAGAUCAUGGGAGGAACCGGUGGCUAUAGUGUCAGACAUGUUGUUGUGAAAUCGGCCCUGGUGGUUCCGGAUGCCGUCGGAACUGAAAUUAUCACGGCUUUCCGGAGACACAAGUUGACGGACAGCAAUGAAUCCGAAUGGUUCGAUUUCAGCAUCACGUCCUACUCCGGGUCUAUCUGGAUCACCCAUUGUGAAGGACAGGUUACAACCAUUUCUACCAUCCCAGGGACUUCUCAACCACCUAAGAACUUGCCACGUCAGGUCUCAACCGCACGAUUCUAUGAGAGGCUCUCAGAGGUCGGCAUAAACUUUGGACCUUGGUUCAGGCGACUUAGAAACGCAUCGUCUUCGGUCACUGAGGACUGUUCCACGGCUGAGGUUGAAGGUCCCAACCAAGGGCAACAUGACACGUCGUAUGCCCUCCACCCCGUGGUUAUAGAUGCCUCAUUCCAACUUGCGAUAAUGGCAGGAGUGAGGGGACUGGGCAGAAAAUUGACCAAACUUCGUCUACCUACGCUUCUUGAUCGGGUAGAUGUCCUCCCAGGUUCUGACAUCAUACAGGCCGUUUCCAGGGCCCCUAGAGGCGACGGAUCGGAGGUUGUGGAGUGCUCUUCUGACGGCUUACUGGUGCUGAAAGUUUCAGGGCUUCAUACAAGCAUCGUCGAUGAUGGCGGUGAUGUCGACGAUUCGGACCCGCAUGCCGCAGCGAGACUGGAAUGGGUUCCCGAUUUUGACUUCGUUGAUCCCGCGCCGCUCCUCAAGCCUGCUGAUUUCAACACUGAUGAAAUCCGCUUAAUUGAGGAAAUGGCAUAUCUUUGCGUUCUGAACACCUUGGAGAGGAUUGAGGGCCUCGAGCCAAGUCAACCGCACUUCCAUAUCUAUCGGAGGUGGCUGAAGCGAGAGGUCAACCUGUCAGAAAAUGGCGGCAAUGCACUCGUUCCCAAUGCCGCUGCGUUCUCGAAGAUGAGUACGGAUGAGCGAUGCCGUCGAAUCAACGAUCUGUAUGAACUGCUUCUAAAAAUGGGCAAGAAGAGUCUCAGCCUCGGCCUGAAGCGAAUUUUUGACCAUUUCGAUCAAAUAUUCACCGGCAAGGCGGAACCCAUUGAUCUCCUCACACAGGAUGGACUGUUGACGGAGCUAUAUAAUGCAGUCAGCUUCGGAUACGGCAAUUUUGUUCGUAUUCUGUCUCAUAGCAGACCAACACUGCGAAUCCUGGAAGUUGGCGCCGGCACUGGAGGAACGACCGAUCUUCUUCUCCGUGAAUUGGUCCACAACGGCUUGCCUCGAUAUUUGAAUUACACUUUCACCGAUAUCUCGGCUGGGUUCUUCUCGCAAGCCAAAGAGCGUUUUUCAUACGCUCCCAACAUGGAAUACAAGGUACUUGAUAUCACGAAAGAUCCUCUCGGCCAAGAUUUCCAACCCUCUUCGUACGAUCUCAUCAUCGCCGCUAACGUGGUUCACGCAACUCCAUCCAUAAAGGAGAGUUUAUCAAACCUAAACAAACUCUUAAAACCGCGAGGAAUGCUGCUCCUUACUGAGUUGUGCAGCGAGCUUCGUGUCGCCGGAUAUAUUUUCGGCACCUUCUCUGGCUGGUGGCUUGGGCAGAACGAUGGCCGAGAAUUCUCUCCCUAUGUGGAAGUUACCCGAUGGGACCAGGAACUGAAAGGAACUGGUUAUACUGGCGCCGAGACAGUUGUAUAUGAUGGGUCGCCGCCAUUCACUUGCUGCAAUACCAUCCUUUCAAGGAAAGUAUGGGACGAGCCUAAGCCGAACCAUAAAGUGUCUCUCCUUUCCUCGACGCCUUCCACAGGGGUUGCACAAGUCAUCAGAAACGCGCUUGAGGAGAGGGGCAUUGAAGUUACGGAUAUCACAAUCGGGGGCGAGGUCCCCGAGAAUCAGGAGAUUAUUUCCUGCCUUGACCUCGAAGGAAAUUUCUUCAAGGAUAUCACUUCGGAGGACUUUGCAGGAUUCCAGGCGCUUAUUUCCCAUUUCAAGUCGCGGAGGACCCUUUGGUUGACCAACCCCGUCCAGAUCAAAUGCAACGAUCCGUGGUCAGCGCCAUGUCUAGGCGUAACACGAAGUCUCCGUUCUGAGCUUGAACUCCCUAUCUUUACUCUGGAGAUUGACGCAGAAGAGGAAAAUUUUUCGGCUCUCGUGCUUCAAGUUUUUGACAAAAUUCGAAGGGAAGACCCCCCCGAGAACCUAGAAACAGACAAAGAGUUUGCUGUUUGUAAUGGUACAGUCUGUAUUGGGCGCUAUCAGCCAUUUUCGGUCGUAGACGAGAUGGCCGAGAAGAGCGUUCAGACAGUGAAGAGCACUGUCGCCCUUGACAUCGGGAAACGUGGUUUAUUCGAGACUCUGCAGUGGAGGCGACGGGAAGCCAUCGACACAGUACCUGAUGACUCGGUUGAGAUUGAAUGCCGCGCUGUUGGCCUCAACUUCCGAGAUGUCUUGAUGGCUAUGGGCGUGAUACCAAAAACCUCCUCUCAUUCGGAACUCGGCAUUGACGUUUCAGGGGUGAUUGUGCAAGCUGGGCCUAAGGUCAAGGGUUUGCGUGUCGGCGACCGCAUCUUUUGUAUUGCCCCUGAAGGUUCACUAGCGACGCGGAUAGUACUUCCGAGCGCGCUAGUCAAGAGAAUACCGGAUACCUUGAGCUUCGAGGAGGCAGCGAGCAUCCCAGUCGUAUUCACGACAGCGUUGCAGGGUCUGAUCAACAUCGGCCGCCUCGAGAAAGGUCAAAGUGUCCUCAUUCAUUCAGCAUGCGGAGGCGUUGGUCUGGCAGCGAUUCAAGUGGCUCAGAUGGUCGGCGCCGAGAUAUUCGCGACGGUUGGAGAUGAAGAAAAGGUGACGUACCUCACCAGAGUGUUUGGGAUCCCGAGGAACCGAAUAUUCAGCUCCCGGGAUGAAUCCUUCUACGAAGGAAUCAUGAGGGAGACGAACGAUUCCGGUGUAGACGUUGUCCUAAACUCUCUGUCUGGUAGCCUGCUUCAUACGUCCUGGAAGUGUGUGGCGCCGUUUGGGAUGCUUGUGGAGAUUGGAAAGAGGGAUCUUUUGGAGCACGGCAAGUUGGACAUGAAUCCAUUCCUCGCCAACAGGACUUACUUCUGCUAUGACGGGAUUGAGGUUUCCCGUAAACGACCUGAGACUAUGGGAAGGCUACUGGAGAAAUUCCUUGGGCUUUAUGAGGCGGGCCUUCUUCGGCCAGUGCCAGAAAUUGCAACGUUCGACGCAUUGAAGGCCGAAGCAGCCUUCCGAUUCCUUCAAGACGGGCGUCAUAUUGGCAAGGUCGUCAUCUCAUUACCGCGGGAACUCGACACAAUAUACAGUCCGGCCCAUUUGUCUUGUCGCACACUUCAGUUCGAGCCGGCAGGCAGUUAUCUCCUCAUCGGGGGACUUGGUGGGCUUGGUAGGGUGACGGCCACUUGGCUCGUCGAGAGGGGUGCUCGUUCUCUAACUUUCUUAUCACGGAGGGCUCAGAGUGAAGAGAAUGCAGGAUUUAUCGGAGAAUUAGAGGCUAUGGGAUGCAAAGUCGUUGCCGUGUCUGGCGCGGCGGAAAACCUCGAGGACGUUGAGCGGGCCAUCAAGGAAUCCCAUGCACCUAUCAAGGGGGUAUUCCAUAUGGUAAUGGCAUUAGAGGAUGCGCUGUUUCCGGAGAUGACGUUGGCACAGUGGAAUGGGGCCAUGAAACCGAAAGUUGACGGCGCGUGGAACCUUCAUACUGCCCUUCUUAACCACAAGCUGGACUUUUUCUUCCUGGCAAGUUCUAUCAUCACGGCUGUUCAUCAGCCAGGGCAAAGUAACUACUGUGCAGCCAACGUCUUCCUAGAAGCGCUCUGCCAGUAUAGACAGGGCCUAGGACUGCCAGCAUCCGUUUUGAGCAUCUGUCCGAUCCUUGGCUCCGGAUUUGUGGCAGAAAGUGCCCAGGCACAGCGAAAUAUGAGAGCACAGGGGAUCUACAACCUGAACGAGCAGGCGUACCUCGACUAUGUCGAGCAUUCGCUACUCCUCAACACGACCCAGCUUGCACCAACGGGGCCAUUAACAACUAACCUCACACCAUGGAAGAACGAUGCUCACGUCAUCAUGGGGCUUCGUUCGGAGACGGAUCUCGAGGACCCUUUCAAUCGGACAAACUGGCGGAGAGACAGGAGGAUGGGAAGUUAUCAUAACGUACAGGGAGACCGAGUAACCAACACUACGACAGACCUGGACGAGCUGAAGCUGUUCCUGUCGAGGGCGCAAGAAGGCAAGGCGGCUCUCCUAUCGGAAGAAGCGAUCUCCUUUCUCGGCCAGCAGAUUGGGCGCAAAGUUCACAGCAUCAUGCUUCGCCCGGAGGGAGAGGAGGUUGAUCUUGCAGCUAGCCCAGCGCAAAUGGGAGUCGAUUCGUUGAUGGCGACGGAGCUGAGAAGAUGGUUCAGACAGGUGUUUGGCGUCAAGAUGGGUGUGUUGGAAAUUCUCAGCGCAUCGUCGCUUACACAGCUUGGUCGGGCUGUUGCCGAAGGUUUGUCAGAGAAGUUUGGAGGCCACCUUGGAUUUGCGGCCACCGCCAAGAUCGAUGGAGAGUGGACGGUCGAUAGAGUGCUUGAACAAGUGUCGGAUGGACCAGCCCUCACUACAGGAUCGACAUCGCCGCUGCCAUUCUUUCACCUUCUCGAGAGGCUGAAGACCACGCAGAGAGAGGGAUGGCGGCGAUUUGGAGUUGAGACGUGCGAGUCCAUCGCCGACCACAUGUACCGCAUGUCGAUUCUCACGUUCCUGACCCCUCCCGCCCUCGCCGCGCGCAUAGACACCAAUAAAUGUAUGAAGAUGUGCCUCAUUCACGACAUGGCCGAGUCCCUCGUCGGCGACAUUACCCCCGUCGAUGGCGUCCCCAAGACCGAAAAGAACCGACGCGAGGCCGCCACGGUUGACUUCAUUAGCUCCGGCCUUCUCGGACGCGUCCAUGAUGGCGCCGCCGGUCGCGAGCUACGAGAUAUCUGGCAGGAGUACGAGGACUCCAAGACACUUGAGAGCCUAUACGUACACGACAUCGACAAGAUGGAGCUUCUGUUACAAAUGUACGAAUACGAGAAGAGGGGGAAGCAUGAGCUCGACCUCGGGGAGUUUGCUUAUGUCGCGACUAAGAUUGUGCUUCCGGAGGUUAAGGAAUGGGCGGACGAGCUACUGAAUGAGCGAGAGAAGUUUUGGAGCUCGUGGAAGCACGUCCAAGGUGACCAGGGGGUUAACGGCGGAGUUGCGGAGGGCACGAAGAAGCAGCAGGAUGAGUAUUACUCCAAGGAGUAG
Molecule: messenger RNA, 8181 nt
Organism: Scedosporium apiospermum
Lineage: Eukaryota; Fungi; Ascomycota; Sordariomycetes; Microascales; Microascaceae
Exons: 11
Coding region: 1-8181 (2726 amino acids)
Biological process (GO): secondary metabolite biosynthetic process; fatty acid biosynthetic process
Molecular function (GO): oxidoreductase activity; phosphopantetheine binding; 3-oxoacyl-[acyl-carrier-protein] synthase activity
Source: RefSeq, a predicted model, not a curated record